This is a messenger RNA of Symbiodinium natans, 1224 nucleotides long. The record is from the annotation of a GenBank genome assembly. Lineage: Eukaryota; Dinophyceae; Suessiales; Symbiodiniaceae.
AUGGGCAAGUACUUGUGCAAGAAGCCGGCCUAUCACUUUCCCAUCGCAAAGAAAGGAAAAACACGCAUGCUCAUGAAGGGGAACCUCACCAAGGCAGCAUCCUCCAAGCGUGCGAAAGGCAAGGCUUGGAAACAAACGCCGUACAACCGCACAGGCAACAAGGCUCCUCGUGUAGAUCGUCUGAAGUGGAAACGUACUUUCCAGUACUUGUCCUCCUUGAAUGAGUACGAUGCCAUCCAGGUCCUGAAGGACGAUGGUCUCAUGCCAACAUGGGAGGGUGCGGUUUGUCCGUUCUGCUCGCAAGGCAAAGUCGGACCUCUGACAAAGAGGUCUGGGGGACUACCUCGUUAUCGGUGCAAGCGCUGGGGCUGUCAAAAGUUCAUCACGCCUCAGCACCUACACCCACUCUUUACAGCGACCCGCGGACCUGAAGGACAUUCCCUUGGCGUGCAGGCAGGGAUGCUGCUCUUGCGCCUUGCCAAUGUGCCUCUGAGCACUAUCCACGUGGUGACCCAGAUCAAUCACAAGGCUAUCGAACGGAUGGAGCAUAACCUCACACUUGUUCGCAAGAAGUUUGUGGAAGAGACCCAAAGGACCAUGAGCUUCGGGGGUAAAGGGAACAAGUGGCAAGAUGUCGAAGUUGACGAAUCCGUCUUCGACAAAAAGCUCAUUCCGAUUGAGGAGGCUGAUGAUCCCACCAAGGUCAUGGACUGGGAGCAAUGGGUAGGCAUGGUUCAGCGCGGCAAGCCCGAGCCCACGAAGAAAAGGUCGCCAGGUCCAGGCCCCAUCCGCCGAGACGACUGGAAGAAGAUAUCCGAUCGCUGGCUGAAGGGUAAGCACGUGAUUCUCCAUUCCGACAGCGCUCGAGCUUACAAACUCAAAAUCCCAGGCGUUGUUCACGGAUCUGUCGUGCACAAGAAGCGCCGUGUCCAAGUGGGCAAGAAAUGGGUUUGGCAACAGCCAACCUACGUCAAGAUCAAGAAAGUGACCUUGCCCGGCGGCCGCAAAGUCACCGUGAAGAUCGGAACCCAGAUCGUCGAUCGCGGGUGGAGAUUCGUCAAGGAGCGCCUCCGCGUGAACCAACGCGCCAAAACUGGUUCCUUGCGGAUCAUUGCUCAAAUCCGUUCUGCCCAGUAUGAGUACUGGAACAGGGGCAAGGACAUGUGGCUGGAGACGGGCAGCCUCAUGCGGCGGUACAUGAGCAACAUCAUCGCCCAGAAGUGA